AUGAAGAUAACAAAAAAUACACUUAAAAAAUGUUUUGUUAUGUUUCUAAUUGCUCAAUUAGGAUUUGGAUUACAAUUAUCCUAUUCAACUCCAGUUGCUUUAUCAUCAACUUAUUUUUCUAAAUUACAAAUUUCAGAAGAAACAUUUGGAUUUUUGUUUUCAUUUUAUUCAUUACCCAAUUUAUUCAUGGUCAUCGUAGGUGGUAUUCUGAUUGAUAUCUAUGGACCAGGAUUGGUCAGUAUGUUAUUUGGCGGUGUUGCCGUAUUUUCUUCCAUCUUGAAUGCCGUCGCUCAACCUCACUUUAAUAUCAUGAUGAUGUCUAGAUUCCUAUUGGGUAUGGGUGGUGAAACUGUUUUGGCAACAACCACUACUAUGAUUCCAUUAUGGUAUUCAUCAAAAGAUGUACCAUUAUGUAUGGGAUUCCUUUCUAGUUGGUUUUACUGGGGCAAUUUGACAGCUUUGGCUGUCCUUCCAUCUGUCAAUGCCUCAUGGGGUUUUUCAGUGGCCCUUUGGCUAGCCGCUAUUGUUUUUAUGGUAAACUAUGGUCUCAACCUAUUCUUACUUAAAAACAGACAAAAGUUAAAAUGGGAUGAUGAUGCACUAAGUAGAUGUAAUUCAAGAAUGCAAUUAGAUCAAUUACGUAGUAAUGAUUCAUUUGUAUCAGAAGAACAUGAAAUUGAUUCUGACCUUCAUACACCAGAGAAAUCAGAGAGUGAUGAUUUGGAGGAUAUUGGUAUUGAACCACCAGUACCAAUCAAACAAGAAAGCAAACUACGUGAACUAUUGAUCAAAUUGAAAGAGGUAAAGGAAAUGGCCAAACAUUUACCCAGACGAUUCCAUUUGCUAUGUCUUAUCUGCUUUGUCGCCUACUAUGCUAUGUUUGGUUUGACAAUCAUUGGUACCGAUGUCUUGGUUGUCAAAUUUGGAUACGGUGAGAAAAAAGCUGGCUUGGUCAUGGCAGCAGAGGCCGUUACCAAUGGUAUAUGUCCAAUCAUCACUGGAUUCAUGAUUCAACGUGUCAGAGGUUACAAGAUCCGUUUGAUGAUGCUCGGGUGCUUCUUGAUGGCACUUGGAACACUGCUACUCAAUGCAACCACUGUGUUUCCAUUGCCAUGGGUCGUUCUUUGUGGACUUGGAUUCUCUAUCCUCAACACUACCCUGUUUUCGUGUGUACCUCUGUUGGUCGAUAUCAAUAUUGUCGGAACUGCCUAUGGGUUCAUCACGACAUCGUACAACUUUAACAUUGUACUCUUCCCGCCCAUCAUCGAUGCCAUCAAGCAUCGCACAGGGACCUAUACCAUCCCACUCGCCUUUAUGACCUUUGUCAGUCUUGCUGCCAUCGGACUGCUGGGUUUGCUCAAGUACAUGGACAUGAAAGUUCCCCUCUCCCAAUCACUCGACGAUCCCAACUCGACAGCCGGUCUCUUCCAAGAGGACAUUGACCAACUGAUCGAACAUGACAAGGUCAAAGAAGAGGAUGAAAACAUGAUCCAACAAAACAAAAUCAACGAAAAAAAAAACAAAGGUCGUAUUGAAAUGAUUGAAACUCAAUCAAUGAUCAUUCAACAAGAUGAACAUGAUACCUGUUCAACAGACUUACCAAAUGAAAUUAACCAACAAGAUAAAAAUACAGAAAUAAAUUCAUCCAUCAUUUUACAUUAA
Molecule: messenger RNA, 1662 nt
Organism: Cavenderia fasciculata
Lineage: Eukaryota; Evosea; Eumycetozoa; Acytosteliales; Cavenderiaceae
Exons: 4
Coding region: 1-1662 (553 amino acids)
Biological process (GO): transmembrane transport
Molecular function (GO): transmembrane transporter activity
Source: RefSeq, a predicted model, not a curated record